AUGUCUGAAUCAGAGUCUCAGUCAGACAGAGAGGAGGACUACAGGUUCCUCAGCAGUAUGCUGAUAGAGAAGAAGCUCCACCUUCUCUUCAAGGUAGACCUACUAGACCUAUGACUUUCUCUGCUGAGUUGUCAAAAUAUACAGUUGAAUGCUCUGAUCCCCCUGAAAGUGGUAAAACCAGUUCUAGAGUAGUUCACUAAUAUAAAAAAAAAAUCUGUAUUGCCACUGAAUUGUGGCUUAAAUAAAAAUAGGUUACAUCAUAUUAUCAGGAAAAAAACACAUUAACAAGGAAUAAUUAUGAAAUAAGGAAGUAUAUGUCGUAUAAAAACAAACAUGUUCAUAUUUUAGUCGGAAAUGGAUCUCACUAGUGUUAUUCGAAAGUUGAGCAAAAUCUUGCCCUGACUUAUUUCAUCAUCAAAAUACAUCAUUCACUGUGAUGAUGAAAAAAUUAAAAAUAGGCUUUUUUAGUAGCAUGCAGGUGAUCAGGUGGGCUGAUUGGUCUUGUUUACAUAUGUAGAUCAUUACUAUUCAUUUGAGUCUGUUCCCUAAACUGAUUGAUAAAUUUAAAUGAUUUAAUUUUAUUCAAUCCUCAUGUGGCUUAAAUACUUAAUCCUGAUUGGUCAGACUGUUGCUACGAAGACCAAAUCGUGGGUAACUGCUUUGACUGGCCCCUGCUUACUAACUGUAAUCUUAUCAGUGCAUGCACAGGUUUGUUGAUGGUAGAAAAAAAAGACAAAAAAGCAGAGAAAGGGCACAGGAGAUAAGAGACACAAAACAUGGAGGGUAAGACAGCAAAAUCAAAAACAUAAACGACAGCUCAUGACGUCAACAUGUGACUAAACACGUAGUAUUUGCAGUUUUUACAGUCUCACCUCCAGGUUGCACUUCCCUUAACAAAAAACUUGCCCCGCUGUUCUUGAGCGCUUUAUACAGUAAUGUGUCAGUUAGUUCAAGUACUAGAGUUGACGCUCCAACUGAUCCAAUUUUAGCUUUAUCAAAAGUUAUUUUGUUCAUUUAACUAUGCCAUAAUUUGACACGUCUUACAGAAAACAAAUAACACAUUUUCAGUACAACAAUAAUCAUGGAAGUUGUAAGUCAGAGGGCCUCCCCCCAAAUGUAGUAAAGAUUAAAAUAACUAAAAAGUCGAAUAAAAAUGUUAAAAGCUGUUAAAUAAGCAAACAAUACUGAAAAUAAUGGUUGUUUGACCAAUCAUUUGGAAGAUUAAAGGUUAGUCUUUAUUUCAUGGAGUAUGCACAUUUUACCUAAUUUUCAGUCUUCCACAAGUUUCUGUUCUCUUAUUGAUGUUUCUAAUGGUAAAAACUGAAACUACUGCAAAGGCAGCAUUUGAUUUAGUACUAAGUUUCUUCCUACUGACAGCCCUUCUUCUGAUUCUUCCCUGACUUGACAGAUCCAUGAGCGUCUGAAGCGUUUUGAGGAGAGAAGUCCCAUCCCUGUCCAGGAGAACGCAGCCAGUCUGGCCUCAGACGUAAGCCACUCUCUCCAGACAUCUUUCACAAAAAGAGAAGGCAGGGAGUUUUUUCAGCAUUUAAACUGUUACCUCUGAUAUACUAAUGACUUGCCUAUCACACAGAAUCACAAGUGGAACCUUCAUUCUGUCUCAUGUGUAGUGAAUUAUGAAAUUUUAUCUUAAAUCUAUGUCACAGCGGGUAUUACGGAUCGAAAGGCAGCGUUCUAACGCAGAUAGGAUUUUGUGUUUCUGUGCCAGCAGAGGAGAGUGCCAAGCAGAGGGCUGCAAAAACCAUUCUCUUUGUAGUUCAUAGUUGCGGGUUGGAGUAAUAAAAUUAAUGUCACAUUUAAAAUGAAGUGACAGAGAGUACUCUCAGUGAUGCAGCGACUCAAAACCAGUCUCUCUUUCCAUCAGAUGUGCAUAAUAUUUCAUUUGCCAGUCUUCAUCACUUCUGUUACCAACAUGCCUCUUCUAUAUUUCCAUUUCAAACCACCAAGUCCUCUCUAGCAUUUUUGUUCCACAUUGAUUUCCUGAUCGGCUUCUCGUGGUCCUGCACAGAUGUGUUAAAGAGAAAAUGUUCUCCUUACAUUUUUCCUUUGCUCGGUGCUUCCAUGUUUUCAUCACUCUGCUUCCAUUAUCUCUUUUCUCCCCUCUUUCCUCAUGCGCUGUCCCAUUUCUCCUUUUUUUCCCUCUUUUGUAACGUCAUACUUUACACUUCCUCAGGCAUGAUGUGAUUAUUUGUAGAGACUCCAGGUUUAUAGAGAGGGAGACUCAAUAAGGCACUGACAUUUGGCCUUUCAAACCUUUGAAGCUAUAACAAUAAAUAUAUGCACAAAAUGGAUUUUUGAUUCUAAAGGAGAUGGAAGUUGGUGUUGAAACAAACUUUUAUUUUAAGAUGAGAGAAGAUUUUAUUAUGUAAAAUAAAUUGUAAACUCGGACAAGUUCAAAGAAAUGAAGAAAAAAAUGAGGAGAAACUUAAAGACGUGAUGCUGGAACACCUUUUUUUCUAUUCCAGAGCGGAUUGCUGCUCCUGAAGCUCAUUUGAAAUUAUAUUGUGCAUAGAAACAGACACAUCAACAUAACUGAGUGAUUUUAUAGAAUGUAUUAUCUAAUAACUGAACAAUGUAUCUACAAAUGAACUGAUGCCAGCUUUGCAUGACUUCGCACAUAAUAGAUAAUAACUCUUAGCUAAGGGUUGACCAAUCAUUAACUGUGGCUGGUUGAUAUUUGGCAUUUGACUGAUAACCGGUUUCAUUGUACUGAUCCUGUAUAAAAUAAAUCUCUGAAAAGAGUGGCCCUUUUACUCCACUGCUGGUGUGUCUGUUCCUCCAGGUCUGUGUUCACCCACCACUUUGUCUCACCUCAUGUCUCACCUACAACACUAUCUUAUUGGCUGUAACUGUAGUGUAAGUGUAAGUGGUUAACUGUUGUAUUUGAGAUGAAAAGUUUCAGGUAUAGUUGAAUUUUGUGAAAGAUAAAAUUAGAUUAUAUACUCCUUUAUUAGUCCCACAAGGGGAAAUUCCCGAAAGUCUUCUCUUGGAGUUUGUUCAAUCCCAAGUUCUACAUUUUGACAGAAAAUUUUUCCUUUUUUUGUAAAAAUGUCUCUUUAACUAACUGCUAUUAGUCAACUUCUAAUAGAUAUUGUUAUAAUACUUCUUUACAUAUUCAUGUUUUUUUUUUUUUUUGUAAAUCAAGUAUUUUAGUCCUACACUAAGGUAUUGAGUUGGCCUGAAUCCGUCCAGGACAGGUCUGCCCUGUGUGAUUUGUGUAUCCUGCCAUGUUUCCAUACUGUCCAUCUAUCCUCUCCUCUCCACCUCCUCCCGUUCACCGCUUUUGCAUCAGAUUCACUUCGACAGCAACUCUCCGCCUGGCUUAAAUCAUCAGGACCUGCUGGUAGGGCCAAACCAUGGGUCUGUUUCCCCUCAGAGAGGCUUCUGUUUGCUCGCACUGGAAACUAAUGACCUUCAUGCAUUGUGUCUCUGGAGUGUGCCUCCACAUCUUGAAGCAGUAGAAGUCAUUACAGUAAUACGCUUGAGAAGACGGGCGACUGCAUAUGGUCACUCUCCGCCUCCUCACUCGCUGCUCACGGUCAAGGCUGCUCUGUUUCAGCCGUCGCCGCAGCUGUCGUGCAGCCUUGAACAUCCAGGAGCUUUUUUUCCGACAGUGGCUAAAAGUCAAGAAACAAAGGAAGAAACAUGUGACACAGAUAGCUAACAAGAACAGAGAAGCAGACUCCCAAUGAGGAGAACAAGUUGGUUUUAGGCGUGGAAAUAAAGUCAGAAACGAUGACGUGUCACACCGUUCAAAGUUAAAAUUUACUCAUUUUGUUCAUCUCUGCUUGUGUCUCUGUCUCUGUUGGCCGGUCUAGUCUAGUCCACUGCAAACCUCACUCAGGCCAUGAUAUAAAUGUAUACCUCUAAUUAUCAAAAAUAGAGCCGUCUUUUCUCUUUUUCUCUGCUUCCAGUUGGCUGAGGAGCUGAUAUCCAAAAGCUGGAGAGAUGAAGUCAAAGAACUGGUUGACCUCUUUUCCAAGCCCCAUUUUAAGGUGAAUAUUAUGACUUUCCACGGUUUUACGUGUUUGUGUUGCACACACGUGUACCAGCCCAGAACUUACCCCGCCAAGCCCUGUCGAGGUCCAGUCAAAAUCGAUCAUUUUCACCAAUAAACUGCAGUCUAAAAAAGGGUAAAUGUUUUGAGAAAUGUGUGUUUGCAAAAAAGAAGUUCUACCACUCUCAUUUCUAUCCAAUCCAAAGCUGUGACACAGACUAGCAUAAAGACUAAACAAGGAAUGAGCUUGUUUGUGUAAGUUUUGUUCCAAAUAAAACAAACUAACCUCACUCAAACUUUGUUUUUGUUGUAAAUGGUCUUAAUGAAUAAUAAUGCAUUCAAUGUAGAUACAAAAAGUGCAGUUUCUGGAGUCAUCUGAGGUCCUAUGUUAAGAUGUCAUUUUUACAGCAGAGAUAAACACAUCUACAGCCUGGUAAAAAAAAAAAAAUGGGUAUGAAGUAACCAAAACUUACCAGAGGUGGGCCUUUAGCCUCUUCGCAAAUGGAUCCAGUGUGCCAGCCUGUCAGUCAAGUCAGCGGUACCUCUGAUUUGCCGAUAUUGUAAACUUCAAACAAACACAUUACAGAAUAAAACCCUCUUCUUACAGGGGAUGUUGUGGGAGCCCUGAGCAGUGGAGACCAAAACAUGUUUAUUUUUGCUCUAUUUGGCUGUUUUGUCUUAGGUCUGCAUGUGGUUUCCGCUGCUUCUGCAGUCAGCCUCAAACAGGCACUCAGGGAACUGUAGAUUUUAGCCGUUUGCCAGGCAGCUUCUGUGGUCUGAGCUCCACCUCUGAGCUGGUUACUAAAGCUUAGCUGAAAGUUAGUUGGAGUUAGCUGUUGGAGUCAGUUUCUAACCAGGAGCUGGAUAACAUAGAUGUGUUUUGGAGGAAGACUGCAAAUAUUCAAGAUUUGUAUUUUACAUAAUACAUGAGAUAAAAAGCAGGGGAAUACUAAUUUAGUUUAGCAUACAUACAGUGGGUAGAGAAAAACAUACGAAAGAGGAUUAGGGCCACAGAAAGAGAAAAAAAUAAUUACAGGGGGGAGAUUUUUCUUUAAAUUUCAAUUUCCAAGUCCAAAUUUAAAGAUUGAAGUCCAAAUUUAAAAAGGUCAAAAUUUCAAUUUCGACUUUAAUUUCAGAAUUUUAUUUUUUUUAAUCUCGAAAUUUCAACAUUAAACAUCAUUCACAACUUUUCGACAUUUUAUAAUCUCCAAAUUUCAACUUUAUUGACAUAAUUUCAAUUUUUCUAAUCUCAAGAUUUCGAAGUUAAUCUUGAAAUUUUGACUAAUCUCCUUCCUGUUAUUAUUUUUUUUCUCUUCAUGUGGCCCUAAUCCUCACUUGUCGAAACAGCUAACUUCACCCUCUUUAAUGGUAGAACAUUUUUAACUUUAUGAAAUGUCUUGGGGAAAAGAAACAGUCUCAGUAUAAAUCAAACCAACUACAACUAAUGCAUUAACUAGUAACCCUGUCUAGGAUACAUCACAGGUCAGAGGUUAGGAUCUGAAGCCAGAUCGUGUCCAUGGCUUUGAUUGAAAUUGUUGAAGUGUUAUUCAAAUGUAAAGUUAAAAGGUGUGUGUGAGCAGAUAGAUUUAUGACAUACAGUGGGUACAGAGCCUGGCUAAUAUUUUAAUCCUGUUUCCAGUCUUUGUUCUGAAAAACUGGAGCUAACUGCAUUAAUCUUAAACUCACUUUCCUAAUGCUUUUUAAAAAAUAUAUCUUUACAGCUCUUUCACUGUUCUCUUGCCUCUUUAUUCUUCUAGUAUUUGCACACAAACACAUACAAAGUCAUCAGUUUGUGCCUGAUAGUGCACCACGCAGGGUUUUGUUUUGUUUCACUGAAGCAGAUACUAUAAUCACUCUUCUCAUGGAUCAUUUAUAAAGCAAGAAUGUAAUCCACUUGGAAAAUGUUGUUUUGGUUACAGAUACAUGGUUUAGCUACGCAGAUCAUUAUCACCAAAAAAACACCUCAUGAACUGUGUGAUAACAUGCUUAGCUAUUAUUCUUGACAUUGCUUUUGCUAGAGGUGUAAUCUGAGGAACGUGUUUCCAUGCAGUCAUGCUUCAUCUGAGCUAUUCUGAAGCUGUCACGGCGGCUGAAGACUGGAGCUUAAACACACAUCAAAUACCUCGUAGUAUUCUGCUCCUACAUUUGGGCUCUUAUAUGGGUCACACAAAGCGACAAGUUUAUCCAAGUGUAAAUUUUAUUCAAAUUGAUUUCACCUCAUCAUUCUGCCUGCUGAGAGGUGCUGACAUCUUUUAACCACACUGGCACUGAAGCUAAUCUACUCCCUGGUUAUGUUUAUUAGUGUUCACUCAUGCAGAGGCCCAGACUACUCAAACGCAUGUUUCCUUUUUUCUGAUCUGCUGACAGUCAUAUUUCAGACACACACACACACACACACACACACACACACACACACACACACACACACACACACACACACACACACACACACACACACACACACACACACAGUAAAGGCUUUUCCAGUGAGCAGCAGGAGUUGUGGCGUUUCCUAAUGAGGAGCCAAAGCCCGCCGAGAACCAACAGGUUUGUUUAAACAGUUUUAACGACCUGUUUGUUCUUGGCCUCGGUGCAGGAGCUCACACAUACUUAUACGGGACUCCAGGUUUAAUAUUCUGUAAAUGAAUGUUUGUUUUUUAAAAACCCUCUCCAAAAGUGGCCAGAGACACAUUGCUCACGCACCGUCAGCUCCUAAGCAGAUCAGCUGUUGACGGACACAAGGAUAACAAGUAGACUAACUGACAGAUGGAUUGGCUGAUUGUUAAAAUUACAUAGAUGAGCAGAUGUUCCCUCCCUGGUCUCAUUCUUUUAUUAUUAUUAUUAUAUUACAGAAAAGUCACUUUUUCCCAAGUUGUACUUUUCUCCAGGCUCUCAGUGAGAGAUCCAGUAGAUUGUUUUUCUGCAAACAAACCUGGAGCUCCCUCUGCCAAAGUUAACAAAAACCACACUCAGUUGAACUGUCUGGGCAUCGAUAGUGAUUCAUAUAUCACCUCACAGCCCGCUGUGAAGGAGAACCUUUUUCUCCGAUGUGUGUGAUGUUUGGGUUGAGCCAGUGUGCCUGCAGACAGGCAGAGUCAGGAGUAUGGGGGGCUGCUUUCAGGUGGCCCACAGGCUGGCAGUACAUUUCAAAUUAAAUUGAAUUUGGCUUGUUGGUACGGGCAAAAUGGAAGGGUCUUGACUGUGAGGAAAGUGAUUUAUUUGGAUUUAGUCCCUGGAGUGAAUUCUGCACAUACCAGCCAUAAUUGUAAUCAUUUUUGCAGAGGUCCUUCCUGAGUACACAUUGAGCUUGAAUUUAUAUACAGUAUGUGACUAAAUAAGAAGUAAACAUAUUGUUGUUUUGGACCAUUUCUCUUGCCUGUAGGAUUCAAACUGAGAUGCAUGUGAGGAUACUGCAUCUACUGUCUGUACAUAUAUCACUCCCUCACUGUAUGUCUGUCAUCUUUACAGAGUCUCCUCUUUGUCCACGACGCUGUCGCCCAGAGAGACUUUGAGCCCACUCUGCCGCCCAUACCUGAUGAUGUUUGGGACAGUGAUGAAGAUACAGUCAAAAUUGUCAGUCUGGUCAAAACUAAGGAGCCUCUGGUCAGUAAAGAUGUCUCUUCAUUUAAAUGUAGUACAAAGAGUUGUUUUGAUUGAAUGAAAGAUUAAAAGUCAUAGGAUUAUAUUUUCAUUCAUAAUUCAAUAGCGUUUAAAGAUAAGUCCACUGUUCAAGUGUUUUGUGUUUGCUAAAUCAAUAUCAAAAGUGAGCAAGAAGUUUUUAUUUUAUUAUUUUUUUUAUUUUUCAAUUUGACCAAGAGAAAAAAAUCAUUGAGAUUUAAAAUCUUGAAAACAGUAUGCUGGCAAAAACAGACAGCAGCACCGUUAAACUUUCUGACAAACAAAUAGAGCAGAACCACUCAAGAAGUGGGAGCAGGAAUUGCUUUUCGUGCAUUUCUGUGAAAAUCACAGAAAAGAAACGUAAAAGCUUUUGCUUUCACAUUUUCUGGGUUGCUAGGCUGGUGGUUGACUGUAGUAUACAUGUAUACUCUAGAAGAGUGAAUUCUGUUUUCAUACAUUAUGACCCUGUGAGGACUACAAACAGGCGUUAAACAAAAUUUCCCUCAGAGUGUGUCAUUCUCCAGAUUCUACAUUUGAAUUGAAAGAUUUCUUUUGAACUGUAAAUGCAUGUCAGUGAUUUCUUAUAAAUUACCAAUAAUCUGAGCUGUCCCUCUAAAUCCAAUUAUCAGUUAACCCCUAUUAUACCACAGGGCCCUAACGGUACCGCCUGAGCUUUGGAGCCAGCCUAAAGUGGCCUUCAGGGAAUGUCAGCUUUUACACUUCUGCAUCUGUCAGCUCCAGGGUUUAUCUCCACAGAAGAACAUGUGAAAAAUCGCCACGACUAGAUUUGAGUCAACCUGUUUCUAAUUCACCCUACCAGGUUUUGUAAUAUGCAUAAAAUAUACAUAAAUGCAGUUAUUGGAGGUAUGACAACUGCACCUCUGUGUGCAAUUUGUCCCGCCAUAGUCCUUCACAUGCACACACAGUUCAAAAUACUCCACAUACCUUAUUUUUUUCUGCUCUAGUGGCUGGAUCUGUGUCAUAUAGUCAAACAGCGUGACCGCUUGAGUCAUGUAAGCCAAGGUGCAGCAGGUCUGCAAAUCUUGAACUGACACGAAACAUAAGAAAGGAUCCUGCAGCAGCCUGGAUCACCUCUGCGUCUGGACCACUGCUCACUUUCCUCAACCAGGAAUUCAAAGAGUCAGUUCUUCCACAGUUUUGUUGCCAUAUAUCUGUUGUGACGCACGGCACAGUUUGGCGUUUUUGUGUGUGAUUGAGUGUGUAUGUGAAUAUCCAUCAUAUUUAAAUAGAUUGGAAUAAUUUCUCCCCUGUUUCAGAUGUAAACCAGUCUGUUUCAGGGUCUUAAAUCAAGGCUCAUUUUCUUGAUACUACCUGACUGAUCUGCCUGAUUCCACCUUGAUCUGAGCCAUUGUCCCCUAUUUCUGGAAAUUUCCUGGAUCAACAGAAAAAUACUGGAAUCAAAUCAGAGUACAAAGACUACAGACCCUUGCCAAGGAAUCAAAUCCUUAAAUUUGCAAUUUCAAUAAUCAAAAAAGUAAGAUUUUUUUCAUCUGCAUCUGGAUCAACGUGUCCCAAAAGUGCAUAUAGCGAUGGACAGAUGUGAGGCACAUGUGGCAGACUGUUUUCCACUUGAACAGGUCCAGUAUUUCAUUAGAAAUAUCAGAAUUAAUCAGGAAUGCCCUCACGCGCAGUGAAAUUCAUAUAAAAAAAAGACUCCUGGAUCCGCAUCAAGAAUACGGCAUUCAUUUUUUAACAUGUGACCUCGGCUUCCCGGCAAAUUCAAUAGAAAUUUCACCAAUAUCUCGCUCACCAAAACUCCUUCAGCAAGAUGAGUUUUACCUUCAUUACUCUGAGUAUGAUUUAAUAAAAUAUGAGAAUAAUUUACUCAGUAACGGGUCAUUUUUGCAGAGCAUUUAUGCUUGUGUGUCAUCGUUUGAGCAGCGCAGAACCAAUAAUAGAGAACAUACUUUUGUAUUGAUCCCAAAACUAGAUUGGACAGAGGGCUGACCCUUUUCUGACACGGUCGCUUUGAUUGAUCCAACAUGUUCCAGUUUUCCAGACAACAGAGUUACACCCGAGCGUGAGCUGAUUGUAGCCAUCUACAUAAGAUGCUCUUUCCAUUGCAUUUGCUUCACAUCAAUAACAUCUGUUGAAAAUGAUGCUGAUUUGGAUAACCUUUUCCAGCGCUUUGUGUUUUACAUGAAGGCAGCUGGCUGGCCGGUCCCGUCCUGAUACAAAUAAGCUCCUCUGGACUGAGGUGACUCUGGAUAUGUGUCUGGACUCUAAUGAAAUCAACAUGUUUUUAUUUUUACUGUCCUUAGCUCCUACUCUUGUUUGUCAGUUUGUUUAUCAGUUUCUAAUUCAAUGAUAUCCAUCCUCAGGGGGCCACAAUUAAGAAGGAUAAAUCCACUGGGGCCAUUGUAGUGGCGAGGAUCAUGAGAGGAGGUGCAGCUUAUAAAAGUGGUGAGUUUAAAACCUCUGUCAUCUUAGUUUGUGUCUUGUCCAUGAAGCUAGGAUGGUAUGUUAAACCUCUGUACUUCCAUCGCUCUGAAGGCCUGAUUCAUGAAGGAGAUGAGCUGAAAGAGUUGAAUGGAGUCUCACUGGAGCACAAAAAGCCUAAAGAAAUCCUUCCUCUACUGGUUAGUAUCUCCUCUCUUUGCUUCACACUUCUUCUUUCUUCUUCACUAAUCCUUACUUGAAGAAUAAACUGGACAUUGUGUUUUUUUUAUGUCAACAAAAAUGAAAAAAAAAACUUAAUCUCAGUCCAUCUGUCAAAAUCAGCAUGGUCUGAAAUGACUCAUCAAACUUAAACCAAAAGAUUCCCUCAGAGAAUCAAAUCAGCAGCUAUAAUUUCUAGAUUUAUUUAUUGCCAACCCCUUUGUUACCUGAGUCAUCAUUGACCAACGCUGGCAUAAAAACACUCUGCACAAAAUGUUUGACUCUGCACUCCAAUGUGCCUUUAAAUCUUAAAACAAGCCAUCACUAUGAAAAGUUCUCAGUCAUACCAGGCACACCCUUAUUAAGAAUGCAUAACUUAGCCCCAACAUUACCAAAAUAAACAAGUUACAAAGAAAAAAUCACCUCCUGACUAUACAGUGGUGAUGUAGUCAAAUCACCAAACCUUUGGUCUCAAGUCUCCAGUGUUCAAAACCAAGUGCAGUCUGAGUCACCGAUAAAGACUCCAAGACAUUAAGUUUAGUAAUACUAACAAAUAAAAGAGAAAGUUGCUGAACAUCUGUAAAUGUUUUAUUAAGUGAUUUUUGUUUUUUUACCAAGUAAAAUAUCAACACAAAAUAAUUUUGGAUGUCCGUACAACCAUUUCAAAUGAUUAGAAAAUAAAUGAAAAGGUUAACACUGUGAUUAAAAUUGUGAAAAGUCAUGUAUAAACUAUCACAUCCCCACAGUUAAGUUACUUUUUGUUAUCCUGUGUUUCCUGUUUUAUUUUGAUACUCCCCUCAGUGUCUCAUUUCAGAUCCUCCACUUCCUGCCCUCCUGUGUUCCCAGUAAUUACCUGCCCCACCCUAAUGUGUUUCACCUGUGUCUGAUUGUCCUCACUCACCUUGAGUAUUAAGUCUCUGUGUUCACCUGCUUCAGUGCCAGUUUGGCUCUUGCUGUUGUGAGUUACAUCCCAGCCUUUUUUCCGCCUUUGAUAGAGAUUUUGCCUUCUUUUUGGACUUUUGUGAGCCUUCUGAUUUUUACCUUUGCCUGAUUUUUGAGUAAAGCCUUUUUGAACAUUUCCCCUGGUGCCAGAGUCAUGCAUUUUUGUCCUUUAUUUGUGCCCAGUAUGAGAAAAACACAUUAUUUCAUGCACAUUUGAAUAAAAUAUUCAUGGUUGUCUUAGCAAGGAAUGUGAUUGAAGUAUUUUCUUUUUGCUAAAUUUAGAGAACAUAAUGGUGAAAUCAAGCCCAUGAGGUGAGCUGACUCUACUUUUCAGUCCAGGAAGUUGCCAACUGGGCUACGGCAGAGAGGCACUAUAGUAAUGUUAGGGUAUAAAUAGUAAGAAUGAAACAGUGAGCUAAAAUUACAAUAAAUAAAAAGAAGAUGCAGACCUAUUUAAAUCCAUCGAACCCUUCAGAUUUAUUCUGCUGAGAUUAAUUUUUGUUUUGUCAGAACCAAAACAAGCUAGACCCUUCAUGAUUUAAAUUAAAUUAUGUCUCUGCUGAAUGUAGCUUUUUAUUUACACUACAUAGCCAGAGAGGUGUUCCUCUUCAUCAACAUAUUUGCUCGUAAGAAAGUGUAAAGCAAGAAUAAAUCUGAAAACUUUUAAUGAUUUAUCAUGUCAUUCCUUUGCAGGCUUGUUCUGAAGGGGAGGUGAAGUUCAAAAUCAUACCUGCCGCCUCCAAGGAAAAAUUGUCACCAAAAAAGAGGAAGGUACCGUAAAUAUCAACUGCACACACCGCUCGCUUUGUUGAAUUUAUGUGAUCAUGCAGUGCCAUUGCAUGUGGAGGCCUGCCCACAUGGCUUCAGUAAAAAGAGAUGAAAUCAGCGGUAUCUUGUGUGUUUGGUUAGAUGUUGUAUUUUUGCCACAAUGCUGUCGUUAAAGCAGGAUGAUGUCAAGAAGUAAAUUAAAAUCAGAUAGUAUGAGAAAACACAAACAGAACAAUUUGAAUCAUUUAAAGCAGAAAAUAUAUGAUUGUACUUAUACAGAGAUCCAGUGAUUCAAGUUUGAAAAAUAAUCUCUUCACCUGAUGUGGAAACAUCAAGGUCCCAAAAUCCUCUUUGUUUGGGACUUAAAGACACGACCAUGAUGUACAUGACGUGAAUGUCCAAGAUGUUGGAAACAGUUUGUGCUGGGAGCUUCAGUAAAUGAUCAUGACAAAUUAUCUCUUUCAUCAUGGUCAUCUCUCAAUAAUGACAUUAACAUAUGGGGAAAUGUACUGGACAGAGACUCUGUGUCCAUCACCAGGAUACAGACCAAGUUCAGAAAGCAGCAUUAAAGAAGGAAGACUGAAUUAAUGGAUGGAUGUUUGAAGGCAGAAAUAUCAAACAGUUUCCUGUCCUCAGCUGUUUUUGCGAGCUCUGUUUGACUACGACCCGAGCGAGGAUCCUGCAGUCCCCUGUAAGGAUGCAGCGGUGCCUUUCAAAGGAGGGGACAUCCUCCAGAUAGUCAGCAUGGAGGACGAUACCUGGUGGCAGGCCUGUCACCUUGGGGACAACAGCAGCCGAGCAGGACUCAUCCCCUCCAAACAGCUCCAGGAAAGGUAGUGCCAUAUCAUAUCUCUGGUACCUUUUAUUUGAAUCCUGUUUUGCUUUAAUCUUGUUUUAUUUUUCUUGCUGCAGGAGAGUCGCACUGCAGCGGCCUAAAGCUCUCUUCAAACCCCGACGAGCCAAACCACCAGGUGAUGAGCAAACCAGUAAAAAAACAGCCCACCUGAAAAGAAUAAAACCUUUUAACACUUGCCAAUAAACACAUUUGAGGUCCCUUAGUGCUGAACUGAGAGGUGACAGGUCAUGUCUGAAGCUCGCGGUCUGCAGCCCUGCUGUUGUACUCACUGAUGUUGUUUUCUCCACAUGCUGCACAGAUGAGCGGGAAGGUACUGUUUGUGUGUGUGCGAGUGUGCUCUGGAAAACUUACCAUCUACAUUAUUCAAAUGAUAAGAAACACAUGGAUGUUUAAAGUUUGGUGUUUGUAAAGAUUUAAGGAGGUGUCAUAUCCAGAAAUAAUGAUGAUGUAUUUCCUGAAGGGCUUCACAUUUCAAAAACUGAGAGGAUCCUGUUAAAUGUUCCCUUUCUUGUGUCCAAGCAGAAUUGGCCCUCUGCUGUCUGCUGGUUUUUUGCUAACAAUCCCUUUUUCAGAGUACGGUUGUUAUUAUUAUCAAAAAAUAUGUGUAUCAUAUUUAAAUAAAACUAUUAUUAAGAUUUAAUAAGCAGAUUUUUUUGGGGGAAAUGCAAACGUGGUAUACACUAUGGUUUAGUUUCUCUACUUGUUUUCUCUUCUUUUUUUCCAGUCAUGGAGGAUGUAGACUACAGAGCUAUUACAGGGAUUCACAUUGGUGAGAUGUUUAUUAUUAUUAUUCUAUUAUUAUUAUUAUUAGCACUGAUACAAGGAAAGACAUCAUUUCAGGCAAAAGACAGUGACACUCCAAGUAAUCUUACAUUACAGCACAAAACACAGCUACAGUACACUGUAAAAAUACAGUAUCUUUGAAACCUAAAUGGAGCCAAAACAGCUAAAAAAAAAAGACACUGUAGUUAUAUUUACUGUCAGAACCAGUUUUUCUGAUGAUGUAGUUUUGCGGUCUGGAGAUUUUUGGGACAGGACUGGAACAGUAAAUGUGGUUUUAGCCUUCCCAUUUAUUCUAUUUGUCUUGAUCUCACGGAUUGGAUAUGAUGUAUGUACUGUAUGUUGAGCAGUGCAGGAUGUUCACAUGAGGGCGUGUACUUAAGGCUGAUUGUAGAAAGGCUCUUUUUUGUCUGUACAAGACAACGUAAUUGCAAAUGUUGCGUUAUAUCGUUUCAAGGUCAUGUGCUUUUAAUUUCCUUUCAUCUGAGGCCAGUUUCCACCUGAGGAUGUGGUUCAGACUCUGUGUUUCCUCUUUGUCUGACAUUUAAAACUUUGCUGAUGUUGUAGCUUACAACAGUGCAACUUCAUGUGCACUUCUCAGUCAGAAAGGGAGGGGGGGUUUAAAUGUAGAGUAGGUUGACAAAAAAAAGGCAAGGUGAAAAUCUGUGUUGAUAAGUGAAAUCUCAAUCUCCUGUCCUCUAUGUGAAUAUGAAGCUUGUACCAGGGGAUAUACACAGGGGAUAUACACAUCUUCUUUAGGGCCAGAUUCAAUAUUUCUAAGUAUUGAUUAUCUAGACUUGGUAAAUAGAGAGCCAACUUCCUGUUAAAGGUCAAACUAGCUAGUUUCCUUAUUCUAAUCUAGUUUCACUGUUGUAUUUAUUCAAAACUAAAAAACUGUGUCUUUGUUCUCGAGUCUCAUCUUAAAAAACUUGAUUUGAUGAGUCAUGUUGGCAGACUGUAGCAGCAGACCAGCAGACGUUAGCCUGCAAUUAACACCCAUCGUAACCAAACUAAUAAAUGACUGUUUGAAAUGAAGCCAAAACCAGCAGUCUGCUGGCUUCAUUUAGCAUAAAACCGUCUUUUCGGGGAAAACAUUUAACCCUCUUUAACCUAAUUUAACAAGUUAAUCUUUCUUCACUGUUGAUCCCCAGACAUUUUGGUAUCUUUUGUUGAGUCACGCUUGCUGUUUUUGUCUGCUUUUAUGUCUGUUGCUUAAGUCGAGUUAAAUCAAUCGGCUGUAGCUUUCAGACAGUAAAACUCUGCUGUCUUCUGAAUUUAUAUUUGGAUUAAUCAGGCUGUAUGAAAAAUGUCUAUAUAGACCGCAGUUUGAUAUUAAAAAUCACCUUUUCCCCCUAAUAUCUAAAACACAUUAUGAUAAAUCACAGUAGACUUUUCUAAAUUCUUAAAUGUAAGAAACAGCUUCUCUCCUAGCUUUUAUGCUAUUAGAGCCAAGAUGAUAAUUGACACACAAGGUAAGGCAAGUUUAUUUGUAUAGCACCAUUCAUACACAAGGCAAUUCAAAGUGCUUUACAGAUGCAAGGAAAUACAUAAAAAAACAUUUUAAAAGGAGAGAUUAAAACAAUUUAAAAUCAGAAAGGCAUAAAAAGAUGUAAAUUCAAAAAGACAAAACAGUUUCAAAUCACUAUACGUUUGGGCCUGCCAGGUCUGCGUGGUGGCUUCCCCCACCACCUGACCCAACUCACCACCAGGUAGUGAUCAGUUGACAGCUCUGCAUCUCUCUUCACCCGAGUGUCCAAAACACACGGAGUUGGAAAAAGGUAGAUUGCCUUCUCCAGGUCGGCGGGGUGGUCCUGCCUCAAGUGGAGGAGUUCAAGUAUCUUGGGAUCUUGUUCACGAGUGAGGGUAGAUUUGACAGGUGGAUCAGAGCGCCGUCAGCAGUGAUGCGGACGCUUAACCGAACAGUCGUGGUGAAGAAAGAGCUGAGCCAUAAGGCGAGACUCUCGAUUUACGGGUCGAUCUACGUGCCGACUCUGAUCUAUGGCCAUGAACUGUGGGUAAUGACAGAAAGAACAAGAUCGCAGAUACAAGUGGCCGAAAUGAGUUUCCUUCACAGGGUGGCCGGGCUCAGCCUUAGAGACAGGGUAAGGAGCUCGGACACUCAGGAGGCGCUCAGAGUAGAACCGCUGCUCCUCCACGUCGAGGAGUCAGCUGAGGUGGCUCGGGCAUCUGGUUACGAUGCCUUCUGGAGGCCUCCCGUUAGAGGUGUUCCAGACAUGUCCCACCAGGAGGAGGCCUCGUGGCCAGCCCAGGACCAGGUGGAGGGAUUAUAUCUCUCGCCUGGCCUGGGAGCACCUUGGAAUCCCCCUGGAGGAGCUGGUGGAGGUGGCUGGGGUGAAGGCCGUCUGGGCUUCCCUCCUGAAGCUGCUGCCCCCGCAACCCGGAUGAAGCGGAAGAAAAUGACGAGGAGUUUAAAAUCAAAAAGACAUAAAAUGAUUUAAAAUCAAUAAUACAAACAGAUAUUUUUUUUUCAUCUGCUCCAUGUUUGCCUUGAGAACCAUGAAAACCAUUGUUUCCCAGAAAAACGAAAUAAGUCACAAGAUUUCAGACUCAGGGCUCCCCAAAAGGAUAAUUAGUUUUCUCUUUGUCUAUCUCAGACGGUGUUAGUUUUCUCUUAUGAGAUUGAACACUGGAGAGUCAUGAUUUGCUGGACACUCCAACAAGCUUACCAUCCUAUUGUUUGAGCCUUUAGCAACUAUGAUGGAUGUUUUUUAAGUAGGAGGCUUGUGUUUGAAGAUAUGUACGUCUUAGAUAUUCUAACUUUAUUCAACUAAAGUUGGGGUGGAACCAUUCCUUCUUUUUUCUAAACUUUUUGUCAAACUUACAUUUUGAUGAUGAGACUGAAUUAUUUUAGUAAAUGCCGUAAGAAGUCUUAGUGAAUCCAUGGUGGAUAUUUUUACUGGCAACUGAUUGUUGAGGUUCAUAUCUCACAAUCUUGACAUGAAGGGUGCAGGCCCAUUUUAUGCUGCAUGUUAUUGCUCUCUUCUCAGUCUUAUCUUUUAUCUAACCCUUACUUCAUAGAGUCCUGUAGGACGUCACUCUCAUGUAGCGUUACCAAAAGGAGCUAGUUCCAUGGAUGAGAGCAUGGUGAGAGGAAAGCCCCUCACUGCCAGAGUCACUCAAGUUUGACAGUGUUUUCCUCCAGACCUCAUUUGAUGCUCAGACAGAAGGUUUUUCAUCAAACCAGUUCCCUUUUACAUUCUGAGUCAAACCAUCUCCUCAUUUAAAAGCUUUUUUAUCUCCUCUAAUGCUGCCAUGUUUCUCUGAAUGAGCCUGUGGAGGAAACAGACAGAUACGCUUACAAAGUGAAAUUGCAGCUGACGUCAAAGAAAGCCUGGCACCGAAACUUAACAGCAGUUAACAUCAUAAAAGGGAGUGAGACUGCCAGUCCAGGCCAGACCACAGUCAGACGGCCUACAAGUGUUGCAUGACAGACUGAAUUGUCAUUUUCUGACUGAGUUUUGAGUUGCAGUAGAGAUUUACACCAGGGUUUGGGUGUUGAUAGCUUUUCUCAGUGUUUGUUAUUGUCCUCGUCUGGUCCCUCUAAGCUUUUUCUUCUAGCAUCUACAGUGAAUUCGCCCAGUGAAGGGAUGUUUAUUAGACGAUGAAUCAUGGAAGUUAAUGAGCUCUUGAGUAAUUUCACCCUUACUAACAUUUAAAGGUAUGAAAGUUAUCCCCAAAUCAUACAGUACUUACAGGAAAAUUGGCCAAGGAAGUCAUUAUGAUGGAUAAAUAUAACUAUUUCAAACUCAUAAACUGGAGGAGACUGAAAACAGAGGAGAGAGAAGAAGUUGGGGAAUAGUUUUAUUUUCACCCAGUUGCAGAAUUGUUAAAAGAAAUUGCAAACUCUAUAUCAGCUAGAUAUAAAAUGGCAGGGGAUGGAAGGACCUCUUAAACCAGGACCAUGUCAGGACCAAUCCAAAAUGUCCAGAACAAGAUAAAACCAGGACUUUCAGAGUUUGAAACUGGACCAACACCAGACCAGACCAGUAUUUGAAAAUAAAAGAGUUAGUCACAUCUAAAGCAAAACUUUUGCCUUCAGUCAACCCAACCUUCCCUAAACUGAAGGUGUCAGAAGUGUUUUGGUUUCCAUUUUUAGCUUGAGGAGCGUCUUCCAAAGCGGUUUGACAGGAAUCUGUAUUGGCUCUACACAUGGAGACAGUCUGGUGAAAAGCAAAGAAGGCUCUGAUAUGAUCCAGGUUCCUAUUUGAGUCACCCUGACAAUGAUUUAGGAUUAAGAAAACAGCUACAAACAGAUCUGUAGCUCGUGGGACUAAUAAAGGAAUAUCUGAUUUUGUCUUAUCUGUGUAAAAUUGCAGCUCAACUCAGCUCCAGUCUCACCAAUUCCAUACCCCAGUCAGACUUUGAAACUCAGUGCAUGGAGAUAUCAUGUUUGUUACGGCCUUCAGAAUUAUACUAUAGAUUAAAAACCAGAAGCCAAAAGACCCAGAAAAGACACUACAUCAGAAUUUAAACUUUUAACCCAGAAGCUUUCUAAAAAUGAUUAUAUAACCCAAAAAUGCUCAAAUCUAGGAAACAAAACCGCAGAAACAAAAGCGUCUAGAGAUCCGGCCAAAAGGAACAAAAGAUGGGAAGGUGCUGGGCCAGCUACGCAAUGGACCUUUGCUUCCAGCACCUCCCUUAAAGAAGGAACAAAACUAAGAAAAUAAAGCACCAACAACUUGAAAGUCCAUGGUUUUCAGUCUCCUUUUUGUUGUUGUGUCUCCUUCUUUUAGAGGAAUUUGGGGGUUUUAUUUAUCCCUGUAAAGCUUGUGGGUUUGAACCUCAAGUCUUUGUGUGGGAUACCAUUUCAUGUUUCAAUCUCGCCUUUUAAGCCAUGGUUUUUGUGAAGAAGGAUGUGAUAUCUGACGUAUUACACAGGCUACAUUUGAAGUCCUAAAAGUCGGCCUGUGCUCUGUAGACUCAAUUAUCAUUUGACUAAAGUCAGUCAGUUUCCAGAUUGCAAAAGAGUGCUGUAGAUCAGACAGUGUAGAGUUAACACAGUGAUAUUUCUGUAGUUGUAGUCUUUAAUGGUCUAUAAAUAAAAUGUUUGGUCCUCUUUGUUCAAGUGUGAGUUAAACGGGUUUGAGACACGCAGCUUUGAGUUUUAUAAAGUAGGCUUAAAACUAAACAUGAGACUUUUAUACUGCAACGAUUCCUCAUAGGCUGGUGAUGGAUCUGAUGCUGUCACUCUGCAUCCAUGCUGCUAAACAGAGGAUACUCUUCUGUAAGCCUGUCAGUAAUACUAAUAGAAGAGGACACUCUGUUCGAUUUUCAGAUCUGAGGUUAUACUCUCUUUUUUCCAGCUGGAUUAAGAAGAAGUUUCUGUCUGGGGAGAAGGAGCAGCUGGGCCAGAGAAGUAGCUCGGUCCAGAAGGUGGAGCGCAGGUGUGCACAGCACAUUUACUGCCCCCACCUACAUUGAGGUGAUCCCCUACUACAGAGACCCCUCAGACAAACACCGACUGGUCAUUUUGGUUGGUACGUAUAACCUACCCUCUCUACUCUCUCUGUCUGUUCUUGUUUGUGUGUGGGCGUGUAAAUCAUUUGUUUCUCAUCUAUUUCCUCUGAUUGUACGAUUAGCUCAGUUUGUUCUGGCUGGAAUGGAAAGCUCUAUUUUCUGUUUUGCCAAUAUCAGCAAAUUCAGCAUUGAUCAGUGAGAACAGAUAAUUAUUGGUGGGGAUUUAAACUGUACACUAGAUUUAACUGUGGCUAGGAGAUGAACCACACCCACAGACUUCUCACACUGACUGAGCACAGUCAUCUCACACUUCAAUCCACUGGAUACACCCAGAAUGAAACAUCCACAGUCCAGAUAGUCCACAUUGGUAAAGGUGAGAAACACAGAAGUGUAUCUACAGAACUCUUAGCUUCAAUCCUACUAGCAUUUGAACAGCACACUUCUGCAGGGCUGAACUUUUUGUUAUUGUUUCGAAUGUUUUUGUCGCUAUUGGCACCACACCACAGGCCUGUGUGUAUGUUCCUCACUUUUGAAGUCAUUUCAUUUGGGCAUUUUAUUUUAGAGAAAGGGGUUGAAGGAAAAGAAAGGCAAGGAGAAAAAAACUCCUCACUGCAUUGUAGCUUCCCUGCACUCUAUCACCUCCUACUUGAGUGUUGAUAGCUCUCAGGUGUGCAGCAGUCAGAAGGAAUAGAGUGAAAGAGAGAGAAAGAGAGAGAGAGAGAGAGAGAGAGAGAGAGAGAGAGAGAGAGAGAGAGAGAGAGAGAGAGAGAGAGAGAGAGACUGCAUAUGGAAACGCAGCAGCUUUUGCAACAGAUAGUAGGGGAGACCGGGGCUUGUUGUCACACUUUUUACACUCUUAUAUAUUUCUUGGAAUCAAUACUUCAUAUAUAAACAAAAUGUGUACCAGAUGAAAGAUCAAAGUCUCAGGUAUAUAUUCCGUAUUCAUGUUAUUUUCAUAUCUCGUCUCAGUGCAGAGUUAUUAGCAAUCAAAUAGUGUGAACAUGUGACAUGUUGUCCCGCUAUCAGGUAAGUUGUCUCACUAUAUGGGGUAAAAUGUCACAGUGGAUUUAGCAGCUAAUAAAACAAGAACAAAAUUAUUGUUGUUCUCAUUUUUUUACAUGUAAGUGAACAUCAAAGUCAGGCACAGAAAAUGUUUCUCAUUGAGCUAGAAAAAGUCAUUGAACAAACGUUAACAUAAAAUAUCAUGCAACACGCUCUGGAGUUUGGAGAGCUGUCUGACUCUGUAUUUCGGCUGGGGUGAAUGUUUUGCAGUACUGAGCCAAGGUAUGGUAGUUGACAUUAAAGUCCUUUAUUGUCCUCCAGACUGAUUUAUUAGCUCGGAUCACCUGCCUGACUGCCCUCAGCAUCACGUCAGGUACUGCACUGUCACGUUCUGUUUUUCUUUUGAAAUUCCUGAACAUGUCUUCUCGCUUUCUCCUCUCCUUUAAACCACUUUUUUUUCUGUAAUGAUGAAGUCAAAAUUUCAAUAGGACAACCGCUGAUAAGCAGACUCUCUAUGUUAAUUUUAAUCCCUUUUAAACAUGUAACAACUAACCUCAAAAUGACUGAGACAUGUUGCCCCAAACAACCAUGUCUGCUAAUUCUAGCUCUAGCUUAAAGUUAGCUUAAAACUGAACAAUGACUGAGGUAUGACAGGAUGCCUUAAUCUGUCCACUGACAAGUCCACAUGUUUCACUGCUAGGAUUUUUAACUGGAAGAAGCUUAUUUUAAAAUAUAUAAAGUUUAUUUAUUUUUUUAACUUUGGGUUGUGCGAAAUGGUUAACUGGCGCUCAUCUCAGCUCACAAUGUGCUCUUCUCUUCUCAGACAGGACACAACCCCUGACCAUAUAAAGGAAGAAAACUAGUAUUCCACUUUUUAGUUGUGCCCUCUGGUGGCAAAGAUAAUUGCAAUGUGACAACUUACCCAUGUGACAACAAGCCCCGGUCUCCCCUACAAUACAAUCAUGCUUCUUUGGAUAAAAAACUAACUUGACACUUACAACAGUUACAUGAGUCAUACUUAUAUGAGUUGCUGAGUUGCCUUCCUCCCCCCAGAUAAAUACUUUGGUGUCGGAAUGAGUCGCUAGAACUGGUUUCACUGGUAAAUUUAAAGGCAUUGUUGAAGAAUUUGGAAGCAGACACACAUCUGGCUGAAAGUGUUCUGCUUGAUGUAAAAAUGCCCUUGGUAGACUGGACAAAGAAAUGUCGACUUACUGUGUUAUGUCAUAUUUCAUCGUGUUAUAGAAAUUAGUUGAGACAUUAACUCACUUUAUGUUUGUAUGUACGGCUGCUCUGUGUCGAUCAGAAACUUUGUGAACUGUAGCAGCAUUUAGUCUCGGUGCAUUUUUUCUCCAGGUUAAAUCAAUAAAAAGUUUCAAGUAAGAACAUGUAUAGGUGACUCCUGAGUUGCUGCAUGGGGGUGGCCCCUGAUUUUUACCUUUGUUAUACUGUAACGCUGAAAUCAAGUUAUUGCUAAGUCCAACAUAAUCAUCAACGAUGGCCAAUGAUAUGGAUAAAACAUAUCUGAACAUUAUUAUAAAUGGAUAUCAGCAUGUAUGGACACUAAUUGUGUUUGGCAGUCCAGUUUAUGACGUAGCAUGUUGCUCAGUCCUUGCCUUGCCUUGACCUAAUUUGACUGAUAGGAUUGUACUUGUGUUAUAGUUUUCCUUAAAUACUAGGAAAAUAUCAGUCUUGUGAUUUUUUUGGCCUUGAUAACCAUGACAUGAAAAUAUUAUAUUAUGACAGCCAUGGUACGAGUCAUACUUUUAAAAAAAAGUCCCUAUUUUGUGUGGAAACUUUGGUGUUACAGCGCAACCCCAGAGGCAUAAAGCCAGUUCCUUUGCUGUCAGCUGGUCUGAUCUACGACUCUGCUGUGUAAAAACCUUCAAAUGUGUCAUGGUGCUAUGCUCAGGAUUGCAUGUUCUGGUCUGUUGUUGUGUUCUGUUUUAUGUUAUCGCACUGCUGUCCUUUGUCUACUUAUUAAAUUUGAAUAACACAAUCCCAGUCACAUAAAGGACAACAUUAUUGAAGCUGCUGCUGAUCAAAAGAAGAAAUAAUGCAUUGAUGAAGAUUUAUGUCUCAACUCUUAAGGUUCAAACACAAUCAUUUACCAUCAGAAGCACGUAAACUCAGAGUCAGAAUAUAUUGUUUUCUCUUAAGUUGCUAUGUGGCCCACCCUAGAUUCAAUUCUCUGCCAGACCUGCAGGUCUGCUUUAUGUAUUUCUGAGUGUUAUCUCUCCCGAGGGAAUGCUACAUUGAGUCUUUUCAAUGUCAGAUUAUGAUUCGGCAGUAGAUCAUCUGUGAGUCGUGACUGUGAGAAAUUGACAAAGAAGACAGACGACAAGGGAAGAGACCACUGAACUACGGCUGGGCGAUAAACCGAAAAAACAAUAACCAACGUCAUUUUGCCCAUAUCCGUAUAUUUGGUGUCAAAAAAAUAAAUAAAAACAAGUUGGUUUUGGGCCAACAGCGAGCAGCGAGCAGCACGCCUGCUAAACGAGUGCAAGUCGUCGUUCUUUUACAUCGCAGAAAAGUGGAGAGAUUCAGAGAGAGAAUCGGCUGAAAUUAAAUCCUUCUGGCAGGAAAGUUUAUACACAUGUAUUAAUGUAAAGGCACUAUAAUGCACUGUUUUAUCUUAGCCUCAGUGAACGAACCGGUGUUCAGCAGUAAGUGAACGACGCUACACCCCUCCCUCCUCUGCCUGCAUCAAGUCAUUCGAAAGUCGUUCGUUUCGUUCACCAUGCCGUUCACAGACUGACAGGAUCAUUCCGUUCACUUACUUCACCUGCAUGCCUACCCGCCCACUCGCUGGCUGGAUGGCUGUGUGUCGUUCGCCAAAGAGUCAAAGGCAGCAGUUCCACUCCCAACCGGCAUGCCAGGCUCAGAGCUGAGCUCAACUGAACAGAAAAAGGAACGAACCAGGUCUCGGAGUGAUUCAGUUCACGUUGUUCACUCAGCAGUUCCGUACUUUUGAACGAAACAUUCAUGAAUGACACAUCACUAGUUAUCAUCCAUUUAUCGUUAUUUAGGUGAACUGCUCAAUAUAUCAAGAUAUUGAUUUGAGGCCAUAUCACCCAGCCCUACUCCUGAAAGUAGAAGGUGCAUCAGAGAGAAACUCAUUGAACUGAAAAGGUGCAUAACAAGGCCAGAUAGUGAGGAGAUGAAUGAUAGAGUGAAAGAGACGAGUGGACUGUGAUCCAUUGUAAUGUCAGCCAAGUUCUCCAUCAUCAAACUGGAACUGUAAAGACAGCUUGGAUUUAUAUUUAAGCCUCAUUAAUUGAGUUUGAGCCCACCUUGACUGUGGGUUACCUUUAACUGUCUGCUGCUAUGGCUCUUCCCUGACCAAAGUUCAUCAUUAAGAAUAUACAGUAUAGCUUAUUGGCAAAGAAGGCUAGAGACAGGAAAACUCAAAUGUUAAUGGCUAAAGCAGAACCAGCUGGAUAAUGUUUGACCAGGUUGGGAAUAUACUGUAGCCUUUUUUUCGUUUUAACUGCAAGAAACAAAAAGGCCGUUAUGUCCCAGAAAAGCCGGUGUCAGUGACUGCCAGCUUCUGUAAGCCGUGCAGUUUUUGUAGCUUUUGAAUUUAUAAAGGUCAGAAGAAAGUAUCCAAAAAACCUGAUGAUGCUCCUCUCCGGUUCUGAGGAGCAGCUGUGGAAAACAUCAGCAGUGUAAGAGCGGGGAGCCUAUAAACCUGAUAUUUUGUAAUGUAUCGAGCUCAUGCAGCGCUGUGAUGGAAAAGGCAGGUAUGUCAGGAAUCCUCCUUUCAGACGGCGCUCCAUUAGAGUCUGAUGCAAUCUCACGGUGCAGAAAGCUGCUGUAGAAGAAUAUCCCAGAUGCUUCAGUCUGCAUGUGUGUGUGUGUGUGUUGUUGCUCCAUCCUGUGCAUCCUACUCUAUAAUGACACUGAUACUGUGUGGCUUUGCAGAUGUCACAUUUCGAUGUGAUGUUAUAGAUUUUCCAGAGGAUAUAGGAGUAUUUUACGUCCACUGAGGUGAAUGAGGGAAUCAUUUUUAAGCUGAAAUCAUGAUGAAAUCAGAGCUCUGUCUGUCUGUCUGACUUCUCCUCCUCUUCUCCUCUGAUGAUAAAGACAGAUGUGUCACCAGGUCACUAAGUCUAUUUGAUGUUAGAGUAAAACCUCACUGAUUUUAAUCUUUGUCUCCAGGGCCCAGCGGCGUUGGCGUAACUGAACUGAAGAGGAGGCUGCUAAUAUCCGACCCUGACCGCUAUGGCGUCACCGUGCCAUGUAAGACGGACAUCUAAAACCGCCACCUUUACCUCCUGCACCCAGUAAUGAUUUCUCAUCUUUUGAAGCCGUAUCGGCCUCCUGUCUUUUUCUCUUUCAGACACCACACGGGAAAAGAAAAGGAAUGAAAGCGAAGGGGUGGAUUAUCACUUCGUCUCAGUUCACAUGUUUGAAGAGGACAUCCUCAAUCAGAGGUCGUGUUUCUUGAAGUUUCCAUUCCCAGGAUGUUUAAAAUAGUCCCACUGGUGUUUUGCACACCCCCUCUUCCUUUCUAUUCUCCUUUUUAUGAGAGUAUUACUCUUUAUUUCUCCAUCCUGAGUGUCAUUUUAUGUUAUCUUUCCUGUCUGUUUCUUUGUCUUUCUGCCUCCAGAUUCAUAGAGUUUGGGAGACAUGGAGGACACUACUAUGGAACUGGUCUGGACUCUGUGAAAAGAGUGAUUGCUGAGGGCAAGGUGUGCCUCUUGGAUGUACAUCCCAGUGUAUGUAUCACUCCAUUAAAGAAGAUAAUUAGAUUCAUUUUGUGUGGCUGACUAAUUCUGAAUGAGUUUCCAAUUUUUAAGCCAAAGUCAUUUGUGUGUUCCUGGUAAAUCACUUAAACUGGUGCUUCAAACUACACUUAAAAAGGUCAUUGUGAAACUUAAUCGCUUUUAUCGGGUGACUUGUGAAUGUUUAAAUAAUAAAAAUCAGGUUUCCGAGAGCCUGUGUGUCACCACUGCAGUGUUAAGUUCCAGGCAGCAGUGUUUUCACUUGGCCAGGCACUGAAUUGGACACUGAAUUGGCAGAGUGUGUGCGUGGUGGGAAGCCAAUGAAGGAUCUCAUGCUACUGGUUUGUUCAAGUGCCUGAGCAGGGAUGAAUAGCAUGGACCUCCGAUGUGUUACGCUCUUGAAUAUAGUCCGUGACUUCAAGUUAAACUGGUGACUUCGUGGCUCUGUUGAGACUGUUGCAAACCUUAGACUUCAGUGGUAGCAUCAGGAAAGACGCCCUUCACGGUUACUUGCAUAAGUUUCUAAUGUAAAGAUGUAGAUCUCAGUUAUGAUAAUUUCCCAGUUUGGGAUCAAUAGAGUAUAUAUAUCUAUCUAUCUAUCUAUAAAGGCUCCUCGGUUUCCAACAAACCGAAAACCUCUGUUUUACCCUUAAGCAGUCUUGUUGUUUGGUCAUGGCGACUUCCUGCUUCGGUGGCAGCAGUAUCAUAAGCAUCAAUUGUAUUUAAAGAUGGGUCUUUUUUUGCUGUUCAAAAGUGAAGCCAAACAUCCCGAUAAUAGAUGCUGUCAUCUCACACUGGAAGAGCUAAGUCUGUGGUAGAUGCUUUCACCAGGAUUAAUGAUGCGUUCCAGUUGUACGCAGAAGUCGGAAUGUCCGAGCUCUGAGUUGGAACUUUCAACUGGAACGAACCCUGAGGUUCGAUUUCCAACUUGGAAAGUCAGACAAUCCACAGUAAAGUGGAUUGUAAAGGCGAUUGUAAAUAGUAAGUAGAAGCUCCUGUAAUAACCCGUUUAUUAACACUUUAUACUGUUUGUUGUCACAAUAAGUCAGCUGUAUACAAUAGUAUUGAUAGAUGUGUAUAUAUGGAAAUGGUGUCAUAGUGUAACUGACAUUUUUCAUAUGUAUAUGCAAACUACAAAGCACGCCGUGCUGACAACGGCUAACCGUAGCCUGGUAGUUUCAGUAUGUGUUUUUGGCUGUUGGCUACUUUUUUACAACUUCGUAACUGAAACGCUGAUAACUCAGGUGUGACGUCAUUCCCAGCUUCAACUUCCGUCUUCCGAGGUAAAUGGAACACACCAUAAUCCCACAUUAAUGCAAACCAUCAGGUCUCUACCGUUUUGUAUAAACAGGGAAAAUCUGAGUGAAAAGAUAACAUUAAUGUUGGUCUGGUUCCAAACUUUACAGUCCAACAAGUGAAUAGGGGGAGUACAGGCACUUAACCUGGUCUGCUUAAAUCAUUAAACUUAUUGAUAAAAGGUCCCCAAGAGUGGGUCAAGUCUGAGGGAACACAGAUUUAUUUUGUGGUAGUGGGGGGCUUUUCAGUGCUUUUGUUGAUUAAGUUGGAAACAGGGAAGAAACGUGAAGUUGAGGGCCAAAGGCUGGGAUUAAAGCCAGGCAGCUGUUUCGUGGACUGUCGCCUUUGUACAUAGUGUGCAUGAUUUACCUGCCAAGCUAAACCGGCAUCCCAGCAGGAGAGAUCCCUGAGUGGGUUUGAAGCAGACACUCACGGUGAUGAUAACUUCAAAAACUGUAGUGUUAGUGGUCUCUACAUUUCCUCUCAUUGUUCCUCCUCUGCCCUGCUCCUGCAUGUGCUGAACUAAAGCUCCUAAGAAGAGGGAACACACAGGCAUAAAUCAACAUAAUAAGAAUGAACCAUAACAGAAACCAUGUUUGAGGAAAUCAAUGUUUAUUUUGAUUUUAUAGCUUGACCCAUGUCCCAUCUGUUGACAUGGAGGAAAUGGGCUUUGUGACCUUUACGGAGCUCCAAAUGUUUUGGUGUCACUUUUGGGGAGCUGUCAUGUUGUUCAUCUUUUUGUACAGAGGCAACUGUCAAACUGUCAAAAUCAUCCUGGACAUGCUUGUCAAACACAUUAAAAUGUGACCUGGAUCUGAUUGGUGAAAACCAUUUCAUGUGGUUUUACACUGUUCAGACUUACAGGUGUGGUAUUAUGUUUUUUUUCCACAUUUACAGCAAUUCAAAUUUACAAUGUUUGGCGUCUGUACUAAAUGUAUGUAUGUAGCUCCAAAGUAAACGUAUGUUGUCGUAAUCCUAGAAAAUAGAUGUAAACUGCUCAAAAUGGGACCUUUAAGAACAUUUAAUGCUCACUGAAGUAAUUUUGUGGUCACAAAAGGCUCUCCUUUAUUUGCUCAUCUUACUCCUUACUCCUUAUUGCCUCCACCAGCAAGUGAGGUGACACCCACACCAGAGCAGCGUAAUGCUACUUUAACUGCCGCUGAAACAAAGCAUUACAGCCAGAGGCUGAAUUAUUGUGUUUUAAUACAUUACUGUGAGAAAUUUGAGGCUUUUUUUUAUCAUAUAAAGCUAUUAAAGAGGUAUCAGAAAGGAGGUUUAAAGUCUGGAAAAAAUGCAUAGUACCUCCUCUUUAAUAAAAUUAUUGGACUAAAACUGGUUUAUGCAAAAAAAAAAAAAUUCUGCCCAGCAGUCCAAAACCUUCUCAUGUGUGCGAACAGAGGCACAGAGUGUUCUUUGCCUUCACCUGGUUAUUAGCAGGAAUUCAUAGAAGUCCAAUAUUAGGGGGACAAGAGGAUAAAAAGAAAAUUAAAGCAGAAUAGAAAAACAUUUCUGUGGUGAGUCUCCUAAUCUGAUGUGCAUCACUAGCUUCAUGUUAUUAGACAGCAUGAAAAGUAAUCUCUCAUGAUUCAAAGUAUGAAAGCUCUUAAAUCAGUUUAACCAAUCUUCUACAUUCCUUUCGAUGAUUUUAAACUUAUUUAACUGUGAAUUCUAACCAAGUAAUCUGAUUGGACAAGAAACAUUUCAUGAGUGCUGGUGUAAUAGCACAGGGACUUUUCACCAUGUGUAUCACUCCACAUGCAGGGAUUGUGUGUGUAGUUGCAAACAUUACAGCAGAGGGUCUGAUCAAAGAAGACCUAUAACCUUUCAUCAUGUCAGAUAUAUAGAUGUCAGAUACAUAUCAGAUAGAGUAGCUUUGCAUGAUUAGCCGCUCAAAGGACUCCUUACAAACCGUGAACUGGUGUCCAUGAAAAUCUUAAUUUUUGCAUUUGCCUGAAACACUUUGUUUUGGCUUUGUUUUGAUAUAGAUACACACAACUUGCGGAUGCUACUUUUCACACAGUGUUGCAGUCAUGGUACCACCCCAGUUAUUCCUUUGCAGAAAAUGUCUGAGGUUUAACAACUUUUAGCACCACAAAUGUUUUCACCUUCUUUUAUAAACCCAUUCCUCAUUUCUUUUCUCUGCCACCACAGAAAAUCAAGCAUGUAUACACGUCUGAAUUCAAACCAUACGUUGUGUUUGUGAAGCCUCCACGCAUCGAGGAGCUACGCCUCACCAGACGAAGAGCUAAAUUCAUCUGUGACGAAGAGGAAAAGAACCCUUUGAGGAUCUUCUCAGUAAGAAAACCAAUAACAGAACACUAGGAACACACUGGGGACAUGUGUGAAGACAGGUGCUUGUUUCAUGUCUUGUAACAUGUAGGGAGGAGUGGGGUCAAACACUCAACACCCACCCAACCCCACAGAAACUCCCCGACUCAGGCACACACUGUCUGUGUCAUACGGUUGACCCAGAGGUUUGUAUUUAAGAGACAUUUAAGAGACAGGGGGGGUUACAAGCUGCUUGGUGGGUGGCUUCUUGUUCCAUUACUACUUCCAUUACAAACGCUUCCAUUACAAGUGUUUGAGCGAGAUAAAAAUGGUCUGGAUUUGAAAGUCCAAUCAGAGCUGUCUAGAAUCAGCUAGUUUCCCUCACUAAGUAACAGAAGGAUCCAGAAACAGUCUUGUUUUACCAAAUCUAGAGUGACGGCGGUGACUUCAGUGGAAUUUCAUAAAAUAAUACACAUUUUGUUCACAGAGGGCACCAAACUCACACAAACUUAAAGUUCAACAGUGUCAACAGUUUUUUUGAGGAAAUAAUUAUGAGGACAAAAUCCCGUCUUGCUUUUUUGUUAUUUCACCCUUCUUCUACUUCAGUGUAACAAUACAGAAAUGUCCUCAGUUGUAUUAUCAUUGUAAAUCUAAUUUCAUCUUAACCCAUUUAAAACUUCAUUUGUUUUAGUGACAUGGCCCAAAUCUAGCUAUCCAGACUGUGUUUGUUAAAGUUACCUCAAACCUACACUAAAGUGUUUAAGCUUUAUCCUGAUCUGAACCAAGAUCGGAUCAUCAGAUCUUUUAUUCUUUGACCAACAUGUUUACAAGAGUUGAUCCAAUCUGUGUCUUUGAUUCUGGAAAAAUUUCUUUUUAAUAACUGGGUCAUAAGGAUGACAGACUUGUCUGCAUGAUUGUGAUGGACUGGAGGAACAUAGAGCCCUGAAACAAAGUCAUGCACGUUUGAUUACUGUUUUUAUGUCGGGCUUGACAAAAAGAUGCAGUGUCACUGUCCAGAUCCCCAUCUGGCUUCAUACUCCCCGUCUGACACAGCUGCUCAUGCUGCCCUUAUUAAACCCAGCAGGUCACACACCUGUGUUGCAGCCUGGAUAAGGUUUGCCCACAGAUAGUUCAGGCAUAUCUAACACGGGCUGUGCUUUAACAUGUGGUCCAACUGGUAUGAAACAGCCUCUUCUCUCUGACUGUGAGCAUGUAACGAUGUCUUACACCUUGGUUUGUCCAGCUGAAUGGUCAUGGGACUUGCUCAUGAACAUAACAGGAGUGUAUUUCAUAACCACAGACUCUUCACUAAAAAUAUUCACAAUUUUGGUGAUUUUUUUUAUUUUUUAUUUUUAUUUUUUAACAAAAUUCUGGUGCAAUCAGUAUACACUGAUAAUUUUCUUGUAUGACAUCUACCCAAAUGAGGUGUUAUUUCACUGCAGUCCAAAACUAAGACAGCACAGAAUGAUAACAGAACAGAGUAUGAAUUAAAAACAUGAGAAGGUUAACAUGAGGAGCAGCUUCUCAACCAGAGCACUGAUGGGUGGAAUAUACUGAAAGACCUCCCUCUAUCUCAGAGCAUGGUUAUCACAAACAGGGGCAGUCAGUAACAAAAGAUCAUCUAAAUCACUGACAGCUGAUGGGGAUCUUGUGUAGAUAAAAAAAAUGACUAAAUAUGGAACGACUUAGUGAUUUUACUUAGGCAGCAGAAAUUAUACUUUGUAACAUCUAUAUGUGGGAAACACAGCAGGGUAUGGUAAUAUCUUACCUUUAUGCUGAGGACCUUUGUUGCUCAUAAAGAGGUGUCAGUACUAGUGGCAGUCUGCCUGCUAACCUGCUGAAAAGGGGCGUAAUGGUCUGUGUACUUGGCGGCCAACAGAUUUUCGUUUUCAAAUAAAAAAAAAAAACAAUAAUCAGGAGACAAAGUCAAAUACUGAGUUGUUUUUUCGACCUCCGAUUUUUAUGAUCAAAACAAAAAAUGGAAAAUGGUAUGUCUUCCGUUUUUCAUUUUCCAAUUCCCUACCAGUGGUCGGUAGACUGCUUGUCUCCCGAUUUUUGUUUUUUCAUUUGAAAAUGAAAAUCCAUUGGCGGCAAAGUACACAGACCAGUAAUGUCUGGUGAACUGGUAUUAUUGGUAACAAUAGAGAAGGUACUACAAAAUAUUUAUCCCAAAUUUUUAAUAAAAACUGAGUCAUCAUUAAAAUGUUAUCUUUUAAUCUCUGAGUAAGAAUAACAUAACUUGAGCUGCAUCAAACUCAACAUGACAAAUACAGCAUAAACCUCUAAAAUGUUGAUUAUUUGUUCAUUUUAAAUCAAAGCAAACACACAGUUUAAGCCUCUUGGGUAAGGAGGCACUACAACAGAGAGUUUGCUACAGGUAACAAACAAACAGCUGCCUUCACUGACUCUGAGGCUCUGCCAAUCCAAAAGCAGAUACCAAGGAGACUCAAAGGAGGAGAGGAGGGAUUUUCCACACUUGCUGCGAGGUGCAUGUUUACACAGCUAUUCUGGAGGAUUUCAGAGCCAAGAUGCCGUCUAAAUGUGUAGACAAGAGAUUAUGUGUGGCAGGAGCUGCGGACUAAAAAAAUUAUCCAUGAAUCAUUAAAUGGGUAUUUUAAGUCUUUAAUACUUUGCAUUGUCUUCUUGAUUAUUAUAGACACAAACAAACCAUGCUAUGACAGACGAUCUAUGGAUGGGUUGGAAACCAUGUGUUGCAUUCUGACUUUUCACUGUAUUCAUCCUGCUUUUCAUUUGUCGUAGGAGGAGGAUUUUGAGGACAUGCUCUCCUCAGCUGAAACCAUGGAGAGCCAGUGUAGUCACUUGUUUGACAAAGUGAUUGUCAACGGGGACAUCGCCGUGGCAUUUAGAGAGCUGAAGGCCGACCUGAAGAGGGUUCAAGAGGCAGAAGUCCACUGGAUUCCUGCAGAGUGGAUUUGCCCUGCUUCUCCAACACAAGCUCGGAGAAGCUGUGGUUAUUUGGGCGGCUGGAUUUGA
Molecule: messenger RNA, 31360 nt
Organism: Xyrichtys novacula (pearly razorfish)
Lineage: Eukaryota; Metazoa; Chordata; Actinopteri; Labriformes; Labridae
Source: the annotation of a GenBank genome assembly